Messenger RNA from Daphnia carinata, 2479 nucleotides. RefSeq lists its product as uncharacterized. The transcript is spliced from 4 exons. Gene Ontology annotation, molecular function: hexosyltransferase activity. Bases 323 to 1966 code for a protein of 547 amino acids. The record is from RefSeq and is a predicted model, not a curated record. NCBI's taxonomy places the organism in Eukaryota, Metazoa, Arthropoda, Branchiopoda, Diplostraca, Daphniidae. Gene Ontology annotation, cellular component: membrane.
GACCACUGGAGAUUAGAUCGCCGGGAGAAGUCUGGUUAGGAGUUGUGUACAGUUCUUCAUUCCAUCGAAAGACGCCUCUUACGAAGCCAGUGAAUUUCGUGUCAGUCAUAUUACAGUAUUUGAUUUUAGUUUGUUGCUGAUAACGACAGGGGAUUCAAUAAUUCAAUAUUUCCUGACUAACUGUGUAAUACAAAACGCCGAGGAUCUUGGGACUUAUGAAAUGGUGCCGAAGAAAUGGAAUUACUGACCUAAUUAUUGACUACCAACAAUUCUAUUUGCAACCUAAUGUACGUGUUCUUUUAGUCUGCAACACUGUUAGAAGAUGAGCCCGUGUCGAUUUCUCCGCCCUGCAGGCCGAAUUGUCCGGGUCACCCGUGGCCUCUUGAUACUUCUGUCAGCCGUAGCAAUCUUCGGCACCAUUGCUUUCAUACAUCGUAUGGAAACCACUUCAAAAUUCAAUAGUGACGGACAUUCAGUGGCACAAAACCUUAACAGUCCUGUUUGCCAAAAUUGCAGCCGACGUGGCACCACGUCAACCGAGAGUACCAACGAGAUUACCAACAACAAGAUUACAACGGCUGAGAACAAAAAACUAAUAGCAAAAUCAGGAAAAAUAGAAAUAGCAAUCCCUGUGAAUGAAGAUACGGCAGCGGUUGCUGCCGCCGAAAUCGUUUCACCUGAUGAAGCGUUACCGGAAGAGAUGAUACCUGAUCAGGAAUCUCCUGCCUUUCAACCACCUGUGAUCAAAACUGAACCUCAACAGCAACCCUCACCAAUUCCCGAAAAUUUUCCGCAACAACAAGAACAUGCCCAACAGCAAGAAUCUCUCAAAAUAGACGAACAAAACCUGCAACUAAAAUCGUCCGUUUCGGUACACCCACCGUCCAUUGCAGGCGACAACAACUCCGUGCGUCAGCCUGCUUCUACCAAUGUUCAUUCUGAUAACAUGUCUCGUACCCUUCUUCACCUGGAGAGCAACAAGGUGGCUGAACCGAGUCUCCCAGUUCAUUCCAAUUUGCAUACCGCCAAGAUUCAAAACGCUCAAAUCGAAUCCCUAAGAGGGGUAGCGCGAAUGAAUUUGGUGUCACAAGAGCAACCGCAGACCCAGCUCAAGGUCGGUGGCGAAGAGGAAAACCUUCCGGUGCUGACUCGCAGCUUAUACCAAGCCGGCCAUUAUCUCCCACCCAAGGACGUUUGCCCAGAGCAGGGUGAAGGUAUGAAACUGAUGAUCCUAGUCACGACGGCUCCCGGCCAUGCCGCGCAGCGCGAGGCCGUCCGCUCCACCUGGGGCCAUGUCGCCUUUCGUCGUGAUGUUGGCAUGGCUUUCAUGGUUGGCACUUCCAAAAAUCAAUCGGAAAACAUGUUGGUUCAACAAGAGAAUUUCAUCUAUGGUGACAUCAUCCAGGGUCGUUUCAUCGAUACGUAUAAUAAUUUGACGCUCAAGACGAUUUCCAUGUUGGAAUGGAGUUGGGAACACUGUGGUCGAGCCCGGUUCUUGCUCAAAACGGACGACGACAUGUACAUCCACAUGCCUGUAUUGCUAUCUAUUCUAGAUGGAGCAGCUAAUCGACGUCGUACCAUCAUGGGAAAGCUAGCAAAGAAAUGGAAACCCAUCCGUAAUGUCACUUCCAAAUACUACAUCUCGCCAACCCAGUUCAAGCCAGCCAUGUACCCCGAUUUCAACACGGGGCCAGCUUAUAUUUUGACUAACGAUAUUGUCGAACCCCUCUAUCAAGCUGCACUGAACGAAACUUUCUUCAAAUUGGAAGACGUCUUUGUUACGGGCAUGGUAGCCGGCCCUCUUAAGAUACAGCACAUUAAUUACCCCCAGUUUUUCAACCGCCGACUAAAGCUGGACACUUGUGCGGUUGCUAAACUUGCAAGCGUGCACAUGGUUAAAACUCAUGAAAUGUUUGAUUUAUGGAAAAGGUUGUCCGAUGGACUUACACGAUGCUCUCCGAAGUAAGCAGCUUUUCUUCUUUUAGAACUUAUGGCAAUCCUUUUUUCUCCAAAUAAAGGCUUGGAGGCAACUUUUACUACAAUGGAAAGUUUGAUUUUUUUUCAGCGUUUUGCAUGACAGUAUUUCUAUAAUCCUUUGAUUACCACACAAAUCAACGCUCAAUGAUGGUCAAGUUUGCUGCAUUUCUGCAGGUCACCUGCACCUGAAACAUUUUGGUGCUAAUUGCUAGAGUUGCAUUUUACCAGCCCAUACUACCUAGGUUGGACCAAUUAGCCUCAUGAUAGCACGAAAUGCUGGUAUGUUUAGCCAAAGUGUAUUUAAUUGUAGGGCAGUCCUUGUAAGCAAUGUGGUUCUCAUAACCCCACAUGCCACAUGAACAAUGUGCUGGUGAAGUUUCAUAAAUCUGGCGUUUAAGAUUGAACCUGCUCGAAUAUUGUAUUUUCCCUGGAAAUCUCGUGUAUUUUACAAUUGUCUUGCCUUUUUUAAAAUAAAAAUUAUGUUCAGUGGGCUGGAUCUGAA